UCUGCUCUCAGGAAACAAGCAGAGGUCGGAAGGGUUGACUUUCUUUCUCAUGGCCUGGACCUGGAUUUGGGUCUCUUCGGUGGGACUUUAUUUCCCACACUCAGCUUGGCUUCGGAUCUUGGAACCUCCUUAAAACCGUGCCGGCUGCUAUCAUGACUGAUGGCGAGAGGAGAGAACCCUUCCAGCCACUGGCGCACGACGAGGUAUGGGUGCCCAUAGCCUCUGGCCCAGCCACCGGACAAACGUUCCAGCUUCAAGGGGAGGAGGAGGAGAAAGAGGAGGAUGCCCUCAGUGCUUGCAAAUCCAUCCAGGACAGCCUGGCUUCGGCGGGAUCAUCCACCCGGGAUCCAGCCCAUGACGGAGAGAACCAGGUCCCUUACCCGGCGUUGGCCUCCACCGUCUUCUUCUGCCUUGACCAGACUACCCGACCACGCAGCUGGUGUCUUCGGCUGGUCUGUAACCCCUGGUUCGAGCACGUCAGUAUGCUGGUCAUCCUCCUGAACUGCGUCACCCUCGGGAUGUUCCAGCCUUGCCAGGACACCCGCUGCACCUCGGAGAGGUGCACCAUCUUGGAGGCAUUUGAUCACUUCAUUUUUGCAUUCUUUGCUGUGGAGAUGGUAAUCAAGAUGGUGGCCCUGGGAAUCUUUGGGCAGAAGUGUUACCUGGGAGACACGUGGAACCGCCUGGACUUCUUCAUCGUCAUUGCUGGCAUGAUGGAGUAUUCCUUGGACGGACACAACGUCAGCUUAUCCGCCAUCCGUACGGUCCGCGUCCUCAGGCCAUUACGAGCCAUUAACAGAGUGCCAAGUAUGCGCAUACUGGUCACCCUGCUGCUAGAUACUCUGCCUAUGUUAGGCAACGUUCUUCUUUUAUGCUUCUUUGUUUUUUUCAUUUUUGGGAUCGUUGGGGUGCAACUCUGGGCCGGGCUGCUGAGGAACCGGUGUUUCCUGGACGCCAAUUUCCAAAUGACAUACAACUUGACUUUCCUGCAUCCGUAUUAUCGACCAGAGGAAGGGGAAGAGAAUCCGUUCAUCUGCUCGUCCCACCGGGAUAACGGCAUGCAGAAAUGUUCUAGCAUCCCUAACCGGAAGGAGUUCAAGGUGGAAUGUACUUUGAACCUGGACGCCUACAACCCCAACUCGUACAGCUUGGACCUCAGCCACCGGAACUCUGCCUGCAUAAACUGGAACCAGUAUUAUAACAUUUGCAGGCCGGGGGACCUGAACCCGCACAAUGGAGCUAUUAAUUUUGAUAAUAUAGGCUAUGCUUGGAUAGCUAUUUUUCAGGUUAUAACCCUGGAAGGAUGGGUUGACAUCAUGUAUUACGUCAUGGACGCGCACUCUUUUUACAAUUUUAUAUAUUUUAUACUACUUAUAAUAGUUGGAUCUUUCUUCAUGAUUAACCUGUGCCUGGUUGUGAUAGCAACACAGUUUUCCGAAACGAAGCAGCGGGAGAACCAGCUGAUGCAGGAGCAGAGAGCCCGUUACCUCUCCAACGACAGCACAAUCGCCAGCUUCUCCGAGCCGGGGAGCUGCUACGAGGAACUCCUCAAGUACAUCUGCCACAUUUUCAGGAAGGUCAAACGGCGGACGUUGCGCCUGUACAACAACUGGCAGAACAAGCGGCGGAAAAAGGUGGACCCGGACGGCGGGGCCGCCGGGCCGGGCCGCCGGAGCAAAAAACACAUCACCUCCAUCCACCAUCUCAUCCACCACCACCACCACCACCACUAUCACCUCAGCAAUGGAAGCCCCCAGGGGCCCCCUCACCCCAACUCUGAGAUGGGGGACCUGGAGCUCAACGUCAUGAAGCACGGGAGUCAGCUCAUGCUUCCCCUGUCGUCUCCCAGCCUCCGGAACGCGGCGGCGGCGGCCCCCGAUUCGGAGUCCGUCCACAGCAUCUACCACGCCGACUGCCACGUGGAAGGUGCCCCGAGGAAAUGCAAGUCUUCCAGCGUCCCCGCGGGCAUCAAACUCCCUAGUCGUAGCAACACGAACUACCCCACCAUCUUGCCUUCUCCGGCUAGCAAAACCAGCCUCGCCCCGGCGCCCAAAGGGAAGAAAAACGGCGGAGGCAGUGGUGGCGCCACUCCCGUGGCCGUGGUCAACAGCCCUGUGCAUCUGAAUGUGGAUUCCUAUGGAAAGCUGCAUCAGGUGGUGGGAGAACACGGUCUUUGCCGAACCUCCAGCCGGCUGUCCGGCCUGAACACGCCGUGUCCCUUGCCAGGUCCGCAGGCCAGCAUGCUGAACUGUGAGCUCCAGAACUGCCCGUACUGCGCCAGCAUCUUAGAGGACUCUGAGUUCGAGUUCAGCGAGACAGACAGCUAUGAGUCGGGCGACGACAACACGGGAGUGUACGAGUUCACGCAGGACGUUAAACACGGGGACCAAAGGGAUCAGAUCCAGCAGCAGAGGAACAAGAAGAAGAAGAAAAAGAAACCACCCAAGGAAAGGAAUAAAAUCACCAAACUUUGGUCAGCGUUUGGAGAUAAGUUGAAGAAGACUGUGGACAGCAAGUAUUUCAACCGGGGGAUUAUGAUCGCCAUCCUCAUCAAUACGCUGAGCAUGGGCAUCGAGUACCAUGAACAGGUAGGCGAGACCUCUUUCAUGUGA
Molecule: messenger RNA, 2612 nt
Organism: Pogona vitticeps (central bearded dragon)
Lineage: Eukaryota; Metazoa; Chordata; Lepidosauria; Squamata; Agamidae
Source: RefSeq, a predicted model, not a curated record